Molecule: messenger RNA, 1010 nt
Organism: Cylas formicarius (sweet potato weevil)
Lineage: Eukaryota; Metazoa; Arthropoda; Insecta; Coleoptera; Brentidae
Product: trypsin-1-like
Exons: 4
Coding region: 51-857 (268 amino acids)
Biological process (GO): proteolysis
Molecular function (GO): serine-type endopeptidase activity
Source: RefSeq, a predicted model, not a curated record
GACAGAUAGAACUUAUUUGUUGGUUGUUUCGCAUUCGGCGCCCGGACAAAAUGUUGCCUUUAAUUUUUACACUCAUUGGAAUCCUAGCAAUUACCGCAACAGCGAAUCCCGUCAUUCCCGGAGGGCGGGUCGCCGAUGGCGAGGACGCCCAAUUAGGUCAAUUUCCCUACGAAGUUUCCAUUCAAAAGAACACCGCAGGUUUCAUCAUUCAUUACUGCGCGGGAAGUAUUAUUUCGCCGGAGUAUAUCGUCAGCGCAGCCCAUUGCUUUGUGGAUCCUGCGCAGACAGACCUAUACACGGUGGUUGCAGGAAUCGUCAAUUUGAGUGACAACAACGUAGGCGAGCAAAAACGAAAUAUCGACAAGAUCGUCCUCAAUUCGUUGUAUCCCGGGGAAGAAGUAGUUGCCCCGCACGACAUCUCAGUGGCGCACUUAUCGGAGCCGUUAUCUUUCACCGACACCAUCAAACCGAUCAAUCUUCCCCAGCCGAGCCAGGAAUUCACGGGUAUCGCAACCCUUUCGGGGUGGGGUCAGACAGAACAAACUCUGUUAUCGAAUACGUUACAAUUCGUUGAUGCCAAACUUCUCACUUCAGAAGAGUGCAACGCAGCAAUAGAACAGUAUCUGAAUCCCGGCGAUGUAAAUCCGCUUAGCACCCAAUACAAUCUAUGCACGGGAGCUCUGGAAGACUACCAAUCAUUUUGCAGUGGCGAUUCCGGCGGUCCAUUGGCGGCGAACAACACUCUUAUCGGAGUUAUAUCUUGGGGACUGUCAGGAUGUGGAGUGACGAAAAGUCCACCCGCAGUUUACGUCAGAGUCUCGGAGUACAUUGAUUGGAUACAAGAAAAUACCGAAUAGUCCGAUCCAACAACACAUUUUAAUCCAUUAAGCUAAAAUGUUAAAAACACUUAACAGUAAACAUUGAAGCCUCAAAGUUAUACGGAAUAAUUGUUCAAUAAUAUUCGAAAAUUUACUUUAAAAGUAAAAUGAUUCAAGGUAUAUUAUUUUGCA